This is a messenger RNA of Acanthosepion pharaonis, 1038 nucleotides long. The record is from the annotation of a GenBank genome assembly. Lineage: Eukaryota; Metazoa; Mollusca; Cephalopoda; Sepiida; Sepiidae.
AUGGCUGAGGAUGAAGCGUUGAGCUUUGAUCCAAUGAUGAAGAAAAAGAAGAAAAAAAAGAAAACUCCUUAUAUGGAGGGAGUUGAGCUCGAUGGAUCCCGUUCUGAUGCCCUGGCCACAGAUGGUGCCCCACCAGAGCAAACAACUGAUAAUGCAGAUGCUGAUGGCAUUGACACAUUAGCAGAUAAAAUUGACGAAGAUUUAUCACUGGAUUUCGCAAUGACUAAAAAGAAGAAGAAAAAGAAGAAAACUACUGACCCAGAUGAACAAUUAGAUUCAACACCUGACUUAGUCAACAAUGCUGACAGCAGUAAUGUUGAAAGCAUUGUUGUGGAUGAAGAAGAUUUGAAUCUUUCUUUGCCCAUGAAGAAGAAAAAGAAAAAGAAGAAGAUUAACAUAGAUGAACAGAUAGAAGAUGAAGAUGCUGAUGAUGAUGACGACGAAGAGAAUAUGGGAAAGAGCAAAUCUUGGUAUGGUUCUGAUCGAGAUUACACGUACGACGAGUUGCUCACCAGGGUUUUUGAUAUCAUGAGAGAAAAGAACCCAGACAUGGUUGCUGGUGAGAAAAAACGUUUCGUCAUGAGACCCCCACAAGUAUUAAGAGUGGGUACCAAAAAAACCUCAUUUGCAAAUUUCUCCGAAAUAUGCCGAUUAUUACACAGAGAACCAAAGCACGUGUUAGCUUUCUUACUUGCAGAGCUGGGUACGAGUGGCUCAAUCGAUGGUAACAACCAACUAAUCAUCAAAGGACGAUUUCAACAAAAACAAAUAGAAACUGUAGUUAGGAAAUAUAUUAAAGAAUAUGUUACGUGUCACACCUGUCGGUCACCUGACACACUCCUCCAGAAAGACACAAGACUUUUCUUCUUGCAGUGUGAGACGUGUGGUUCGCGACGUUCUGUGGCCAGCAUCAAAUCUGGCUUCCAUGAUAACGAGAGGUUGGUUGUCUAUCUGCCUUUCUUUCUUUUCUUUUCUUUUUCUUUCCCUUCCUUUCUUUUCUUUCUCUUUUUCUUUCCCUUCCUUUCUUCUUUCUUUUAA